Messenger RNA from Verticillium dahliae VdLs.17, 1419 nucleotides. RefSeq lists its product as uncharacterized. The transcript has 3 exons. Lineage: Eukaryota; Fungi; Ascomycota; Sordariomycetes; Glomerellales; Plectosphaerellaceae. The coding region runs from base 1 to 1419 and encodes 472 amino acids. The record is from RefSeq and is a predicted model, not a curated record.
AUGUGGGACCGGCUCAGGCCCAACGCGGCGGGCGCGACCGUUGGAGGAGCAGGCGCAGAAGCCGCAGCAGGAGCAGGAGCAGGGGCAGGAGCAGGAGCAGGUGCAGCCGCCCCUCAAAAGAUGACGAUCUCGCCUGCCCGACAAGGCCGUGACGUCUCGCCCUUUGCCUUCCCCUACGACAAAGCAUCAACCGGCGUCACCACAACCAUCACCGCCAAUAGCCACUGGACCGACGACUUUCACGCGACCAGGACCAAGACGAAGAAGACGCUGCCUGCCGACGCGAGCCCGAGCCCCCGAAGAUACGAGAUUCGGCGUGGUGUUGCGCAUCGCGUGGAUUCGGCUGAUCCCGAGCCCAGCCGCCAUGGCGACGACGACAAUGUCUCGCCCAUAGACGAGGCCCCCGUCAUGUCCCAGCUGGAUAUCGCCAAGCAGCAUCACCGACGAUUUCUCGAGGACCAGCAGCGAAAACAGCAGCUACAGCAGGAGCUCGAGAAGGGCCAGCGCCAACCACAGCAAGCCUCGCCCUCGCCGCACCAGCGGAGCCAGAUUCCCAUGAUGCGCCGCGACCGUCGGAAGCAGCAGGACAACGCGGCGACCCAACUUCGCGAGACCCGGUCCAAGGAGCUGCUUCACCGUCAGCCCAGUCAAACUACCAGAUGGGACGAUCAAACCGGAAAGCCCAUCCACGACGGCAGCCCGAGCCCCCAACCCCACCAGCAGCUGCCGCCUGCGGCCACCCAACGGAACCCGAUGAAGGCCUUUGGCGACCGCGUCCGCAAGAUGAGGCCCGGCAUGGGUGACGGCAACAGCGCCAAGCCCGCCAUCUCAGCCCCCAUCACGGCGCCCACGUCCAUUGACGAACGCCCUGGCUGGCGUGGGGCAAGCGGCCGCCAGAACAUUGUGCAGUCGGUGCAGGACACGCCGCAGGUCGCGCCAAUCCACAUCCCUCGGAAGAGCAGCAAGAGGGCCGCAGCCCAAGCCGCUCGUGUCGAUCGCCCGGCGCCGCGCAGCAGUGUCAAUUCCGGUAUCUACAACGCGACCAACGGCCGUCCCGAGUCCAUUCUGUCCUUGAGCAAAGCGCUGCCGCCGGCGCCACCCGAGCUCUCCUCUGUCAACGAUCGCGUCGGCCACCUCAAUGCGCGCCUCAGCUCCUUGGGCAACCGCCGCAUCAACAUCAACAUGGCCAUCAAGCAAAUGACGGAGCUCAUGCCCACCGACAACCUCCUCGCGAGCGAGGCCGUCUUGCGCAAGCGCGAAGCCGAGAAGCGCAAGGUCGUGGCCCUCAAGGUCGAGCUCGCCGACGUGCAGCGCGAGGAGUAUGAGCUCGGACUGAAGCUGCACCGCGCCUACAAGCGGCUCGACAAGGACGCCAAGUAUGAGCCUACGACGCUGUGGGUGAGGAGGGUCACGGGGUGA